CCCGCCAUGGCCGGGUCCCCACUGCCGCCCCGCAGCCUCCAGACCCCAACAGCCGCCACCCCGACACCAACCGGGGAGCUCUGCAGACCCAGCAGCGGGUCCGGGCUGCGGCGGUGCGGGGGUCCGGCGGGCAGGAGGGGAUCAGGGGCGGCCGGGGGCUCACGGCAGAGCGCCAGCGAGAGGGAGAAGCUGCGGAUGCGGCGGCUGGCGCAGGCCAUGCACCGGCUGCGGCACUACCUGCCGCCCGCACUGGCGCCCGCCGGGCAGAGCCUCACCAAGAUCGAGACCCUGCGCCUCGCCACGCGCUACAUCGCCCACCUCUCGGCGCUGCUGGGCCUCAGCGAGGAGGUGCUGCUACUGCGCCGCGGGGCGGCCCCCCGCCGCUGCCCGCUCUGCCCCGGGGGCCUGGGCUGCUGCCAGCCCCCGCAGCCCCGGCCGCGCUCCCCAGCCCCGCAGGAGAAUUCGCCCCCCGGCUCGGAGGGUUGGGGGACCCCCCCAGAGCUGCGCAGGGCUCUGGAUGCGGGGACGGGGACCUGGGGGUCGCUCUCCAACGGCCCCGUGUUGGAGACCCAUCCGCAGCUGCACGUGGUUCCUGACGUGGGGAUGGGGCUCUGGUCAUCACCGUCCUACAGCCCCACCGCGGGGACCCCCGCAGAGCUGCAUGGGAUGCCGGGCUUUAUGUCACAGCCCUCACCAUCACCGCUGUGCAGCAUCAGAGCAGCGACCCUGAUGGAGCCCCCGCGGAGAUGCGCAGCAACCACAGGCACCAGGACAGGUCCCUCCUGCUGCACAGAGCCCGCAGCCCCCUCCCUGCCUCCUGGGAUGAGAGCAAAGGCCUUGGGACCUUCAGGACUCCACACAUGCGGCUCUCAGAUCGGCAGCCCCCUGGACCAGGAUGUGUUCAUCUCCUCCGACGUCCACGGGACCCCUGUCCUGCCCGGCUGCAGCCCCGCACGGUGCUGGGGGUGGUGGAGCUGAUGCGGUGCCCACAGCUGAUGACGCAGCAUGGGGACAGUGCCAAGAGGCACUGCGGGACACUGGGAGGGGCUCCUCAUUAAAGCUGCUGUGCGCUGCUGCACUUUGCCUUUGGUUAUUGCGGGGCUCCUGAUCACUGCGCUCCGACAGGGAAUGGGGCCCCGGGGUUGGGUUGUGGGAGGGCAAUGUUCAGCCUUCACCUCCACAUUACACACCUCGAUGUGCUGCCCCCAGUCUCGGGGCUUGGUGUACUGUCCCACAGCUCAGAGACGUUCCCAGGGCUGGAGUGACAGAGGGAUCCCAUUUCUGGUCUCCCUCAGCCCUCCACCUGCCCCAGUCCCACCGAUCGCCGGGGCACGGCGCCCAUCCACCCGCCGACCCCCCCCUCCUUUCUGCACCCACGAGGGUUUGGGGUUGGGGCUCGAGGAGCUGCGCCACCCCCCCCCGCAGCGCCGCGGCCGAGCUCACACGCAGCCGUCAGACGGAGAGGCCGAGCGCUGGCGUCGGCGCAGCCCCCGGAGCCACUUAGCACCGGGCUCCUAACAGCCUCUGCUCCAGCCAUUUCCUGCCCCGGCCCCGCUC
Molecule: messenger RNA, 1557 nt
Organism: Lagopus muta (rock ptarmigan)
Lineage: Eukaryota; Metazoa; Chordata; Aves; Galliformes; Phasianidae
Product: mesoderm posterior protein 2-like
Biological process (GO): somite rostral/caudal axis specification; regulation of transcription by RNA polymerase II; heart morphogenesis
Cellular component (GO): nucleus
Molecular function (GO): RNA polymerase II cis-regulatory region sequence-specific DNA binding; DNA-binding transcription factor activity, RNA polymerase II-specific; protein dimerization activity
Source: RefSeq, a predicted model, not a curated record